Messenger RNA from Coniophora puteana RWD-64-598 SS2, 1118 nucleotides. RefSeq lists its product as uncharacterized. Bases 53 to 1063 code for a protein of 336 amino acids. The record is from RefSeq and is a predicted model, not a curated record. NCBI's taxonomy places the organism in Eukaryota, Fungi, Basidiomycota, Agaricomycetes, Boletales, Coniophoraceae. Gene Ontology annotation, biological process: ribonucleotide metabolic process; RNA catabolic process. The transcript is spliced from 8 exons. Gene Ontology annotation, cellular component: nucleoplasm; ribonuclease H2 complex.
CAAGAACUACAAGGACUCCAUACCUUGUUCAUACCGAAGCUCUCUCCAUAACAUGUCGUAUCAUCUCGGUAUACUCCCUUCAGAUGUUAUUGACAGGCUAACGGAGCGCCCUGACUCCGAGUCGGUGCGGUCUGACCCGCUUGACACUCGCUUGGUCAGGCUUCCACAUCCUCGCACUGGUGUUGCAUCACUGUUCCUAGUUUCUCACUCACAGCACCCUGAAACGAAGGAGGACGAGGCGUCAAUAUUGGAAGUACAAGCCGUUGCUCCGCCCCAUGCACGCUCUUGGUUUCAUGAGGAAAACGUUGUCGCUGAUGGAAAGCUGCUCGUCAUGACACCUAUUGACCCAGCAUUUCUGCUCAUUCCCAUCCUGCAAGCAUCCAUUCCAGAUAACGAUGCUCAGGUGAACUUUAUGCCUUUGGACGACAUCCUGGAAAGCUCCGCUACUCGCCUGGCGUCUUCUUCGGUUUCAAACGAGUCGAUCUCACGACGAGACGUUAUAUCGCUCGGCGCGCUACCAUGCGUCAAACGUGCAGUCAAACGAAUAUGUGAAGCCAAAGAGAUUACGGAGGAAAUCAUAGUCUAUCGAUAUUCCUCGGAGCGUGUGUUGGAGUACCUCCGUAAAAAGGUGUACAGGCUAUCCAAGCCUCCGCAUUGUGAUAUUUCGCGAACCAUUGUUCGAAGUCUUGCUAAAGACGGCCUGAUGGAUGAUGGCAAGGAAGAGCUACUGAGGCUUGGUCGGACCAAAGCAGCGUGCGAGAUACUCUCCCAGUACUUGUCGCCCGAGAUUUAUCAGCAAGUUUUGUCUUCAUACGACUUCUCUUCCCUCGACACGUACUUGAAAACCCUAAACGACAACCAUUUAGUACCCGUUGAGUCAGGUAACAGUACUGCCAAGGCGAAGAAGGGCAGCCGCGAUAAUGUUGCGGGCGCAACACAGAGUGACGGUGCGAAGAAACGCAAGGCCCCAGCCAAAGGAUCUCAUGGCGUCGAGAAGCUGAAGAAGGCAAACACGAACGGGAUGUCCAAGCUCUCGACCUUCUUUCAGAAGAAGUCCGCGUAGACAUCGACGUUAUCAGAUGGCUUGAUGGCUCGGUUUAACCUGGUGGAAAACUAGC